CUCACAUGGGAAAAAGGCGGAAAAAAAAAGAGCCAGAGACAUAAUUCAAAUUCUCCAUGGACACAGCAUUGACAUUUUCAUUCUGGAUCGUUGUGCCGGUCUGAACCCCGUCAGGCAGGAGGAGGUGUAAGCAAGGUAAAACGCUCACCACCAACCGUGGAAAGCGAAGUCCAACAAGUGAUGAAAGAAAGGACUUUCAAACCACAUCCAACACACACCCCCCACGCAUGUUCCCUGUCACCCCUGACCAACCCCAUAACUGCUCAAACCCCAGAAAUAUCCAUAAUCUGCGAUCAAAGAAACUCUACUCCCCACCACUGCUGAGAACGGUAAGUCACCGCCCGAAACACAAUAUCAUGAGGUAUGUAUGUACAAUACAUACAUUGACCAUGGGUACUAACCCACAUGAAAUAAUAAAACCCGCAACCGUUAAAAGCCUUCUGGUAGCAAAGUGCGCAAAUGAGCGGGGAAGAGGGGGAGGGAGGGACAUAAGCUGUGUAUGUAUCUUGUUUUUUAACAUGCCUUUGUAGCAAUAUGCGAUCGAGCCCUGUGGACAAUUACCCCCGUACACAAAGCGCGAUUAUACCCGCUACAAGUGUUGGUUAUUUAUAUUAUUGUUUGUUUCUGGCUGUGUAUGUACCCCGGACAUUACUGCCCGAUGCUUCCCUGCCGGGGUCACCGUCAUCACCAAAAAAGAAAAGAGAAGAAAGAAAAAAGGAAAGAAGCAAGCAGCGCGACUAGCAGCGGUCAAGCAGGGUCAAGCAGACAGACAGGCAGCCGCAAGUCGGUCAGGGCUCAGGAGGGAGUUCUCCGGCGCAGUCAGUAUGGCGGUGGACGGACGGCGGGAAGCGGACGCAGCGAACAGCGGUAACUACGGCGCGACUUGACGUGCAUAACAAAAAAGCCAUCAACUGCUUUUGAUUCAGGGCUCGAUCCAGGCCUGUAUCCGUCACUUGAUAUUUUCCCCAUUGCAUGCGAAGUUGCGAACCCGGGAGAAGGCGGCCGGGGAGUGGAGAGCUACAUAGUACAGCUUUAAAAAAUGGGUUGCAUGUCCACACUUUUACUGGCCAUAUGCAACGUACUCUCCACAGUUUACGACAAGGGGUGGCAAGGUUGAUUCCCCCUGCUUUGCACCUUGCAUCUGGACCCCGUCCAUCCAACGCCGAAACAAGUAACUUGGACGACAGCAGCCGACACAGCAGGGCCAGGCACCGCGUCUAUCUUGCCCGAAAGCGCUUGCUUCCCCGCAAAAAGACAAAAGAGACAAGGAUUUAAAACAUGAUGAAUCAUCUAUUUUGCUUGACGUCUCAUAGGCCAGCCAGCCAUCAAUCAAUCAAUCAAUUGCUCCCAACAAGUGCUCAAGCAGGCAUUCAUCGUAUAAUAUCAUCAUCGAUCUCAGAGUCACACGGAGUACUACUCCGUACAGAAGCAGAAAUUACCCUCGACAAUGAAACAUACACCACAUGACUUAUCUACGCUUCUUCUUUCAUCAACCACCCUCUUGCGCCAGCCAGCGUGAAACCGUAACAUUUUUAUAGUCUGUUUCAUCAUCAACGCCCACUGGCUGCCCUUCCUUCCUUGCCACUAAUAAAGUACAGAGUACAUAUACAUAAAUACACAUAACCCAUUUCUUCUGGCAGCUAUUGUUGUUUUACCAGAGAUCGCGCGCGCGAAUCAGCGACGCCCCCGCCUCACUUCAUCUUGACCCCCACGCCCUUUGCCCCUCUUCUUCACCACCCUCAAAUGCGACUACUCGUUAACUAAUUGCCAACACUUUGGCGUUUGGCGUUUGCACACAUAAAGUUACAGAGGUAACUAGUUAGCACUCUGGAAGAGGAUCUUUUGAGUGGAGUAGAAAGACAGGGGUUGUACUCUUCCUGCCUGCCAGCCAGCCAGCCAGGGGGUAUCUAUCUUUCUCUCGUGCGGGGAAAUAUAAUAUUUCCCCGAGACAUGAAGCACUGGGGUAUAAUAAUAAUAUGAUGCUUAUGGCCCAGUUCCUCUAUCCAAGAGGGUUUUAUGUCGAUACAGGUGCACUUCUUCAGCCCUGAAUAACAAACUCACUGCUAAUUUCUAAAUGAUGGGGAUGGAAGGUUUCACUCCUUCAUCGCCGAGUGCAGGGAUGCGCAGCGUGGUAUUCUCCGCAGCGCCCCCAGCUGGUUUAAAUAAGUUUAGCCUUCGAACUUGGAAGAUAUAAUCCGCAUAAUAAUAUAUAAUCCAUCCCCGAGUCCAACCCCCCCUCGCUAACAACGUCUCAGGCACGUCACAUGCAUGGCAAGGUCAGAUCGCCCGUUUACCCUCAGCUACCCGCUUGAGUAAUUGUGAAGGGGGGAGUGCAUCUCAUCUCUCUGCGAAGGUUGAAAGCAGAGAUCUUGCAUCGGACUGAGAUUAUUAUUACUCCUCAGACGUUUUCAAAGUACGCACAGUUAAAAAAAGCAUUGGGGCCCUCUUUCUAAAUCAUUAUUUCAUUCCAAUUAUUAAUACACGAGAAAACACAGCAUUGCGGCCGGUUUCGCACAUAUAUCACAACCACCUAAGCCACAGAUCUAGUUUAACUCAUGCUGUGAGUAGAAAAAGAAUAUGAAAGAAGAAAAAAAAACAAUCCCCUAUUCCCGCUCCGCCGCGUUUUCCUCCCCUUAUCUCCGUGUCUUAUCCAUCGCGACCACGGGUGUAUGUAUUCCUCCCCCGCAUAGUCGCAUCCGCGAGAGGGAGUAAUGAUGGGGUGGAUGGGUGGAUGGGUGGUCGGGCUGCCAAUUGGAAAAAUCAUGAUUACCUCUGCGAAGUAUUAUUAUUAUUUAUCUCGUAUCUUCGAUCGUUUAAGCGAUUUAUUAUCCAUUUUAUUAGAUCAUCAUUUUAUUUAUUUCACGGAAAU
Molecule: messenger RNA, 2869 nt
Organism: Blastomyces dermatitidis ER-3
Lineage: Eukaryota; Fungi; Ascomycota; Eurotiomycetes; Onygenales; Ajellomycetaceae
Exons: 2
Coding region: 973-1275 (100 amino acids)
Source: RefSeq, a predicted model, not a curated record